AUGUCAAAGCAUCAUCCGGACCUUGUAAUGUGCAGGAAGCAGCCAGGAGUGUCUAUUGGGAGAUUGUGCGACAAGUGUGAUGGCAAAUGCCCAGUUUGCGACUCAUAUGUGCGUCCAACGACUCUUGUUAGGACGUGUGACGAGUGUUCAUUUGGAAACUAUCAAAGCAAAUGUAUUAUUUGCGGGGGAGAUGGGAUAUCUGAUGGAUACUAUUGCUUUGAAUGCACACGUCUAGAAAAGGACCGUGAUGGGUGUCCAAAGAUUAUUAAUUUGGGGAGUUCAAGAACAGAUCUUUUCUAUGAGCGUAAAAAAUUCAAACUAGGUGGUUUUCAGCGGUAG
This is a messenger RNA of Pneumocystis jirovecii RU7, 339 nucleotides long. Its product is annotated as pre-mRNA-splicing factor ini1. Gene Ontology annotation, biological process: mRNA splicing, via spliceosome. The transcript is spliced from 4 exons. The coding region runs from base 1 to 339 and encodes 112 amino acids. The record is from RefSeq and is a predicted model, not a curated record. Gene Ontology annotation, cellular component: precatalytic spliceosome; U2 snRNP; catalytic step 2 spliceosome. NCBI's taxonomy places the organism in Eukaryota, Fungi, Ascomycota, Pneumocystomycetes, Pneumocystales, Pneumocystaceae.